AUGAAUUCGAAUGAGAGUUAUGAACCUGAUAUUAAAAUUGAAAUUCAAAAGACACUGUUUUCCAUUAAUGGGAUGACAUCAAAAAUAAAAAAUGAAUUAAACGUAAUAAAUGACCUUGUAAAAAAGAAUGGACAACUUCACACUGCCGUAGUUGAUGCAAAUGAAAUAUUAACUACAGUAGCAAAGAAUAUGGACAUAGAUGUUAAGAAUGUUUUGAGUGACAAUGAAAAUGGAAAUACAUUGCAAUUCAAUUUAAGAAAUGCUGUAUCUUCUGCUGAUUUCCAAGAAAAAAUAUUAACAUGCUUAAAUAAUAUGUAA
Molecule: messenger RNA, 318 nt
Organism: Eufriesea mexicana
Lineage: Eukaryota; Metazoa; Arthropoda; Insecta; Hymenoptera; Apidae
Exons: 2
Coding region: 1-318 (105 amino acids)
Source: RefSeq, a predicted model, not a curated record